GCCAUUGAGUUCAACAUACACUAGUUGCUUGUUUAGUGAUACUCUGAAACUGAAUGGGUACACCAACAACAUGGUUUGCUUCUGUGUUUUUCUUCUGGGUUCUAAUAAUUGAAAGCAGUCUGAGCGAAGGGUGCUUGAAGCAAGAAAAAGAUGUUCUUUUAUAUAUGAAAGGCCGUUUCAGCGACAUGGAACCAUACGCGUAUCCAGAUCUAUCGCGUUUGCAAAAAUGGGAGCCAUACAUUAAUUGGGUGGACGGCACUGAUUGCUGUCAAUGGAAAGGGGUUCGGUGUAACGCCAUUACUGGCCGAGUCGCUACACUCACUCUUCUUGAUCAAAAUUAUAUUUAUGAUCAACCCAGUCACUUCAAUUUCUCGGAUUUUCUUGUUUUCGAAGAUCUGAAAGCACUCUACAUUGAUGGAAUCGAUUGUUGUGUUGAAGAUGCAGGAAUACAAAGAAGGAAGUUAAGAAAUUUAGAAGUCCUUGAGCUUGACUUUGAAUCCAAUAAUGCUGCCUGUAAAAUUGAGCAUUGUUUUAGCGCUAUCUCAUCUCUCAAGUCUCUACGCUUAAAUGUUGCUACUAAGGCUACCUUGACUGGCAAAUCAUUCCAAGCUAGUUGGAAAAAGAUUUCUUCCAAGUUGAGGAAUCUGGAGCAUCUUUACCUAUCCUUACCAUACUUACCUAAUGAGAUUCUUCCAUCUAUGAAGAAACUUACCUCUUUGAGAACUCUCAAUUUGGCUGGAAAUGGGUUAGACAAUAAAUUUAACUUUUCAGAUUUAGCUUCCAAGUUCACCAAUCUGGAGGUACUUGACUUAGGUUUCAACCAUUUCAAUGAGACAGAAGAGAUAUUCUCCGCUCUCAGUAUUCUAUCAUCUCUCAAGUCAUUAACUUUGCGAGGCUGCGAACUAACAUCCAUAUCAUAUACUAGUUUGUCACAGUUACACUCCUUAGAGUUCCUUGAUGUAUUAUCUGCUCUCGGUUUGAACAUAAGUUUUCCCACCAUAUCACCCCAAGGCACAAAAUUUUCAAGCAGCUUGAAGACCCUUUAUUUCAAUCCCAAGAACGUAGAUGCAAAUGUCUUACGUUCAUUAAAAGCUUUCCCAUCUCUUACAAUGCUUGAAAUUAGUGAGAGCAACUUCGACAAAAAUGUUACAGCUGGAGAUUUUGCUGAGCUAAGGAACCUAGAGCACUUGGUCUUGGACGCCGGUUUCAAUCUGCAAAAUGAGUUUUUCAAAAGCAUUGGAACCUUGACUUCUCUAAAAACUUUAUCUGUAAACUCUGAUAUACAAGGCUUCCUACCAGAAGCAGAUUGGUCUAAUCUGAAGGAACUGCAGGAGUUAAAUAUAAGUUAUAAUGAGUUUGAAGGACCACUUCCCUCAUCUUUUGUGAACAUGACAUCACUUCAGAAGUUAGAUUUUUCUGCAGGCAAUCAAUUCAGUGGGAAUCCAGCUUCCAACCUUGCAAGCCUUACAUCACUUGAAUAUCUUGAUUUCACAGGGAACCUAUUUCAAAUCCCAGCAUCCUUUUCAUUCUUUGCCAAUCAUUCUUACCUAAAAUUUGUUUAUGGCAAUGGUAGUAACAUAGUACCUGAACCACACCCUGCUUCUCAAACUUGGGUCCCAAGGUUCCAAUUACAAGAACUCAUUUUGCCAGCAACAACCCAGAGAAGCAUCAUUCCUUUUCCUAACUUUCUUUUAAGCCAAACUGAAUUAACCAUUGUUGAUAUUACUGGAUGGAAAUUGACAGGGGAAUUCCCAAACUGGUUGUUGGUAAACAACUCGAAAAUGAUUGACUUUUCUUUAGGGAACAAUUUCUUCACAGGUCAUGUGAAGUUUCCAUCACAUGUUACUCCUAAUAUUCAGAGAAUUGAUGUGUCUGAAAAUGUGAUAUCAGGUCAGAUCCUAGGUAACAAUAUCAGUUCAAUCUUCCCAAAGUUAAAUAUUCUGAACAUGUCAGGGAAUGCAAUCAGUGGUUCACUUCCUUAUGAGUUUGUUCUAAUGAAGUCUCUGGUUUGCUUGGAUCUAUCUGAUAAUGAUUUGUCAGGUGAAAUUCCAUCAAAUAUACCAACAAGUUCUUUUAUUAGAUUGUUGAAGCUAUCAAAGAACAAAUUCACUGGAAAGGUUACUCUUUUGUUAGCUCUCAAAAACUUGGCAUACUUGUGUUUGGAUAGAAACUUCUUUUCUGGUGAAAUUCCAAGUUCUUUAUUCUCUGAUACACCACUACUUUCCUAUGUGGAUCUAAGCAAUAACAACUUUGUUGGAAAGCUUCCAAGGCUAGCUUUUAAUUCCUCAAUGUUGAAUGAAGUUUCUAUGUACAAUAAUCAUCUUGAAGGAAACAUUCCAAAUGAAUUUGGACGGGAACUAUAUGCUUUAGAUCUCUCAGGAAACAACUGCUCUGGGCCGGUUCCAUCUUUCAAGCAUUCUGUUUUGUCAGUAAUCUUUCUGAGUGACAAUAGAUUAACCACUUUGCCAAGAAGAAUGUUCGGUGAUAACAAUGAUGUGGUAAUAUUGGAUCUUAGCAAUAAUGAAAUAUCUGGAACCAUUGAAGACAUCAUAAGCAUCAUCGGUGUUCUAAAUAUUCUUAUCUUGAAAGGUAACAAACUUGUAGGAAAUAUACCCAAUGAAUUGUGCAAUGUUACUAGUGUGUUAUCAAUUAUAGAUUUCUCUCAUAAUAGUCUUUCUGGUCCAAUACCUAAAUGUCUUGGAAAUAUAAGUUUUGAUAGUCCAAAUUUUUUCCUGCUAAAGUGGCCUAAUGUAUUGGAUCAAGUCAUAUAUCCGCCAUCGAUUGUGCUCUGUCGAGUAAACUUCACGACGAAAAGCAGAACAUACAAUUACCAAGGGACAAUCUUUGCUUAUAUGAGUGGCGUGGACUUGUCGAACAACAAAUUCGAAGGGAACAUUCCGGCGGAACUUGGAAACAUGACAGGGAUCAGAGCAAUAAACUUGUCUUACAAUGACUUAACAGGACAUAUCCCAUCUACACUUUCCAAAUUGAAAGACAUAGAGAGUUUGGAUCUUUCUUUCAACAAAUUGAGUGGCAAUAUUCCUUCACAGUUCACAGACUUAACCUCCUUAGAAGUGUUCAGUGUGGCAUACAACAACCUUUCAGGUGUAACUCCGGAUAGGAAUGGACAAUUCAUAACCUUUGAUGAGAGCAGUUAUGAAGGCAAUCCUUAUCUUUGUGGACCACCUUUGAGAAAUCCUUGUUCUGAUCAUAGUGGACAACCAACUUUACAUUCACCAGGUGUGGAGGGAGACAGAGACAAUGGUUUCAUGGACAUGUAUGUUUUCUAUAUUAGCAUGGCAGUGUCUUGGACAAUGGUGGUGUUGAUGAUGGUGGCGGUUUUCUAUAUAAGUCCUUAUUGGCGACGGAUUUGGUUUUAUUUCAUUCAAGUUGUCAUUGACACCUGCUACUAUUUUGUCAUUGAUUAUUUUCCAAGGUUGUAUUGAU
Arachis duranensis is the source of this 3447-nucleotide messenger RNA. Its product is annotated as receptor-like protein 14. The coding region runs from base 54 to 3446 and encodes 1130 amino acids. Lineage: Eukaryota; Viridiplantae; Streptophyta; Magnoliopsida; Fabales; Fabaceae. Gene Ontology annotation, molecular function: protein binding. The transcript has 8 exons. The record is from RefSeq and is a predicted model, not a curated record.